Hyaloperonospora brassicae is the source of this 1131-nucleotide messenger RNA. NCBI's taxonomy places the organism in Eukaryota, Oomycota, Peronosporomycetes, Peronosporales, Peronosporaceae. The record is from the annotation of a GenBank genome assembly.
AUGCGCCCUCUCUCCCUGCUGUUUGUCGCGGCGGUGGGGGCCUCCCUCGUCUCGGCGGCCGACGUGCUCGUCCUCGGCAAGUCGACUGCUCCUCUGUGGCACAAGACGCGCUCUUCGUCCUCCUUUUCCGGCGCUGGAUUGACCAACUUAGCGCUCCACGCGCUGGGGCUCCCCAGUGGUCGGCACGUUCCGUCCAGUUCUGCUGCCCUGAGCCCGCUACAGGCGGAUCUCUUCACGCACAGUGAAGUGUACGCUAUGCUGCUGCUGGACGGACUAUCGACAGCGAGUUUGGAGGCCAUUGACGCCGCUUUGCACGAUGUUGAUGCGUUCCACGACGUGUAUCCAGUGGAAGACAGUCCCAUGAUGGUGCCAGUGACUGUAGCCAACUCAUUCCACGCCAAGUACCCUCAAGCAGUCUAUUGUGCUGGCACGCAAGCCCUUUGCAGCAGUGUCGGGGUCCAGGCCGCUUCUGAAGUUGCAACAGUCGUGCAGCAGGUGCUCGCAGCCAACAGCUUUUUGAGCCCUCGCGACGACGCAGACGUGGCGUUUGCCACGCAAGUCGCACAGGUGAUGCAGCUUACCGCGGACAUGAAGCAGCACAAGGACGGAAAGAUGCUGUACGUUGUGGGACUCUCGAGUCUGCAGGGACACAAACAGGAGCUUGCGGAACAGCUCGUGACGGCCACGGUGACGGAGUUUCUGGAUCAGUUGAUGAAAAAGGAGCUACCGGUGGCAGCUCAAGUCAUGACAGGCAGUCUCCCGGAUGUCAUGUCCCAAGUGACGGCGGUUUCGCGUCGUGCACGGACCCGAAGGUUGGUGUCGCACAAGGCGAAAAAGAAAGAAGAGAGUGAGGAGAGCGAGAGUGGUGCUGACGACAACGAAGAAGACGACGCGGCAAGUGGCAGUGUGGGGGAAGACGAUGCGAACGCCACUCUUGCUUCCAACUCCAGUGCACCCGGAGCCGUGUCGAUGCCCGAUAUCGCGCAUUACCAGAUCAUCCUAUGGACGUCGAUAUUGCUGGGCGCUAUGCUGCUUAUGUCGGUGCUAGCAAUGGCCAACAUGGACGCUGGCCGCGACAGCCUUCUUUACGCCAAGUUUAUUGCCGACGUGAAUGGCCGCAAGACUAACUAG